Messenger RNA from Syngnathus acus (greater pipefish), 1412 nucleotides. It is a transcript of the gene guk1a, whose product is annotated as guanylate kinase 1a. The transcript is spliced from 7 exons. The record is from RefSeq and is a predicted model, not a curated record. Bases 139 to 762 code for a protein of 207 amino acids. Gene Ontology annotation, biological process: purine nucleotide metabolic process. Gene Ontology annotation, molecular function: GMP kinase activity. Gene Ontology annotation, cellular component: cytosol. Lineage: Eukaryota; Metazoa; Chordata; Actinopteri; Syngnathiformes; Syngnathidae.
GUAGUCCGCAUAUUGACAUAGUUGGGGGCUCAAAUAGCAGAGUGCCUGCGUGGACCAACUCGUGGUGGGCAAUGAUUUAAGUAGCGCACAGAGGACUGGGAGAAAAAAACAAGUAACAAUCUAUCAACAAUCUGCGUGAUGAAGGACACAGCAGUGGAAGCGAUGGCUGGACCCAGGCCUGUGGUGCUGAGCGGCCCAUCCGGGGCUGGCAAAAGCACUCUGCUCAAGAAACUCUUGAAAGAAUACAACGGUGUCUUUGGCUUCAGCGUCUCGCAUACGACGAGAAACCCACGACCUGGAGAGGAGAACGGCAAAGAUUACCAUUACGUCACACGGGAAGCCAUGCAGGCGGCCGUCGAUAAGGGCGAAUUCAUCGAGAGCGCAGAGUUUUCUGGAAACCUGUACGGGACGAGCAGAGCCGCCGUGCAGGCCGUCAAGGCGCGCAACCUCAUUUGCAUACUGGACAUCGAUAUGCAGGGGGUGAAGAAUAUUAAGAAGACUGACCUCAAUCCCAUUUACAUCUCCAUCCAGCCUCCGUCUUUGGAUCUCCUGGAAGCCCGUCUAAGAGCCAGAAAAACAGAGUCAGAAGACAGCCUGCAAAGGCGCUUGCAAGCCGCUAAGGUGGACAUUGAAUUAAGUAAAGAACCCGACAUGUUCGACGUGGUCAUCGUCAAUGACAACUUGGAAGACGCUUACGGGCACUUACGAGAUGCUCUUCUUGAGGAAAUCAACAUGGUGAAGAAAAUCAACAUGUCUUCAUAGGAAACAGGGCACAGUCUAAGACCACUCACUCCUUACUAAACUAUAGACCUCGUUGUGAACAUUCCGUCCCAAAAAAAAAAGUGGUCUGCAAAAGCCCCCCAAGCGUAUUUCUCCAAAAGUGUAGGUUUACAAGUGUGUUUAAGCAUAGCUAUUAUUUCUAAAGUCGAAUGUUUUCUUUUUUUAUGACAAGGAGAACUUUUCUCUUUUUUUAAAUGAUCAUUUACAUUUGUUUUGUAGAGACUUUGCUAUGUGUUGUAUUGUCAGCCUGCUAGGUGACUUGUACCGUAUGCAGUCAUCAUCGGUUUUUCUUCAGCCCGGCCUUAAGCGAACUCAUUCCGACACGUUGAUUAACUGGUCUGUCAAGCAAAGUUUCUUUUGGGUACUUGUCCUGGUAUAAUCAGUGCUUCUGAUAGGAAACCAAAAAAACACAUCCAUUUGUUUUUAAUGCGUAAAAUUAUGUAUUCCAUUUCAUGCUUUUUUUUUUUUUUUUUUUAACGAUGUGCUAGUGUAACUUUGCUAAAAAAAUACAUGUUUUAGGUUUAAAUCCCUCUAAAUUGUGUGGGGGGGGGGCACAGUUAUGUGUAUUUAACCUGCAUUUGAAUCGAUUACGAUUGGAGUGGACUGUUAAGAAUUUAAAGAAAUGGAAAUGU